Molecule: messenger RNA, 1766 nt
Organism: Varroa destructor (honeybee mite)
Lineage: Eukaryota; Metazoa; Arthropoda; Arachnida; Mesostigmata; Varroidae
Molecular function (GO): protein binding
Source: RefSeq, a predicted model, not a curated record
UUAGCUUUAGAAUUCUGCAGACGCUUAGUCCUUACGAAUGGUUCCGAGUAAUAUUCCGACAGUAGGUGCCAAUUUACCAGCAACAACGUUGCAGAAAACCCCCGUCAUUUUCAAUCAUCCUCCCGGCUGCUGAAGAAAAUCGUGACGACGUGUGCAAAUCUAGUCGGCGAAAAUUGGCUGAUGUGCAGAGUGACAGGUUUGGGUAGAGUAUAAUAUCCGAUGUUCUGCUGGUCCAGUUAAUGACGUAAUUGCUUACCUGUUGCUCAGUAAUGGACUUCAGUGUUUGGUUUAUUUGAUGUGAUAAAUAUACCGGCAGAUGAACGGAUAAGUUUGACCAAGCCCUACUAGUAAGGAUUUGGCUUCGAAAGGCAGGACAGAGUACCUGAACUGAAGUUAUGCGGACUUGAAACAAACAGGGAAAGAAUGGCAGCUGUACCUGUACCCGGUGGUGGUAUUCUUCGAUUUCGUGAUUUUCCUCGACAUCUACAUCCUGGUCCACAAGGCUUAUUCACUAAUCCAUCAGCCAACGCUGUUGACUUGGUGUCUGCCCGCGGUAUGAACCAUUUGCUUAGCUCAUGCCAGAAAUGCGGGUAUGUUUGCCCUCGUCAUCUUCUAUUGCUCUGCGGCCAUAUCCUCUGCGAGGAUUGCGUCCUGUAUGCGAGGUCGAGUGACCUGGGAGGCAGUCAAACGACGGAGAAUGGCGAUUCCCUUGAUACAGGCAACGAGCAAGGAGUCACAAAGCGUCUUCGUGUCCAAUGCGGCAUGUGCGCUGAGCAGACUAUCGCUCAUAUGAGGCACAUUGACCCUUUCGUGCUCGAAAGUGUGCGGCUUUUCUGUCAUUGCGGAUAUCAGGGUACUCUCGAACAACUUUCCAGUCACAGGUGGACCUGCAAUGUCGUCAGGGAACCACUUUCGACUGCUAAACCUGACCAUUCACCAGUAGCAGCUAUCGAUCCUCAAGAUAUAAAAAAGUCCAUUAUCGAGGAAGCAAAACGAAUAUAUAGAACUUCUACGACUGAUAGUACAGUACAAGAGCUGGAAAGCAGUCUUGCACAAAAAGUCGAUCAAGCUGUACUAACAGCCCAACUCCAUUCAUUGAAGGUAGAUCUACACCGUUUUGUCAUUGAGCAUCGAUCAUGCAACGAGCUAUUCUGGUUCAAUGUCAAAGAACUGAUCGAAGAACACGAUUCCAUGCAUAAAGACAUUUAUUCGCAGACUCAAUCACGAUUAAUUGCAGGGUACCCAGUUGAGGUGAUCAUUUCUGUGGAGACUGUCGAGACCUGCAAAUGCUUUGGGGUAUACGUUGGCCCCUGCUCUUUGCCACACUCUGCAGAGUGGCCAAUGAAGAAAAAGAUCAUUCUUCGAAUCUACGAUGAUAACGGCUACACGUUUGGUGAAUUUUCGUUCAACACCACUAGUGAAAACUCAAGGAAGUCGUUUGAGAAACCUGAAAGUCAAGGACACAUAUCUCGAUGGGGAAAACGUGGCGGUAUGUGUCCGAUCGGCGACCUUGCUAGAGCGAUGUUCUACGAAAAGCAGAAUGGCAUGGUGUGUAUUGGAGUUGAAGUAAAGCCAUUUUAGGCUUAUAUAUAUAUAAGAAGGAUAUAGAUCGACGAGCGUACUUUUUUGUUACUAAUGGGAAGACUGAUCCAGUCAUUGACAGGACGUGAUUACCGUACACACGAAUUCUUAGAUGCGGUACGGUUCCUCCGUUUGGGGAUGACGGUACUGCGUGCAAUAAAGUUUGUUCAGCUGGUGGUUCGGUA